Messenger RNA from Aspergillus tanneri, 1398 nucleotides. RefSeq lists its product as uncharacterized. The transcript has a single exon. The record is from RefSeq and is a predicted model, not a curated record. The coding region runs from base 1 to 1398 and encodes 465 amino acids. NCBI's taxonomy places the organism in Eukaryota, Fungi, Ascomycota, Eurotiomycetes, Eurotiales, Aspergillaceae.
AUGGCCCCCUCGCAGUUCCCCUCCAAGUCCAUUCUGACCUCCAAAGUGAUCCAGCAUGAGGAGACUGAAGAGACUGAUUUCUUCCCUGUUGCCAGCUUUGUACAGCACCGGCGGUUCUUCCGAAGCCACUGCCUUCGUCUCAUGCAUCCCCCGUGGUAUCGCAACAGUCUCCUAGCCAGUACCGGUUACCUGGAGUUCGCGAAUGCGGGCGAUUUCGCUGCCAAUGUGUGGAACGAUAUCCCUGUGCCGCUCCAUGCGAAGAUCCUAAUGGCCAUUGGGGGUCCCCUCGCCCUGAUGAUGAGCAUGGUUGCCGUGCGCGAUGGCCUGCUCAGCUGGCAGAACGUACGCGUUCUGCGCGCCGAACGAAAGUACCUCAAGACCCUCCGACACCAUUACCUCACCUCUGAUUCAACUGUUGAUGUCGAUCUCGUUAGCCUCAUCGAUAGCCGACUUGGCGUCGGAUUCCGGGAACUUGGCACGGAGCUGAUCGACCGCAUUGCCAUGGAUAUCUUUCUCGGGGUGGGCGCUCUGGUGGUCGGCAUCGGCACCUUGAUGGCCAUCUGGGGGGCGAACCCGCGCGUGUUCAAUGCCAGUAACCUACUGUCCGGUUUCGUGGGUAACAGCUUCGCCGCCGCGUAUGGCGUGGUCAAUGCUGUCUGGUCGGUCUACCUGGUCUGGCGGUUUCAGCGUCACGUCUCUGGUGUCACCCGCUGUCCGACCGUGGACUCUUUUCGCGACCGUCUGCGGCUGCGCUUUCGUCGCUUUCAAUGGCACUCGAUCAUCUCCGCCAUCACCGGACUGGUGGUCGGCGCCGCGUCGAUGGUCACCGCGCGAAUGUGGUGGGGGUAUGUGGUCCUGAUUCCGUGCAUGGUGGUCCAGAUAGGCUGCAAUCGAUUCUGGCGACGUCGACUGGGGUACGAUCGACCCUUGGUGUCACCUACCAACGAUCAUCACUUUGCGCCGCCGAACUUCAAUAAAGAGAGUGGGGAUAUCAGGGAUGAUGAGAAACAUAGUCUCUUCGACAGCCUGUCCAGCACGGUCGCUCUCUACGACGCGCUCGAGCCGCUGCCUAGUAACGAUCUCAACUGCACCUCGCUUGAUGCGCUCCUCCAGUUUGUCGUCAGCAACGACCUCUUCGAUUCCCUGUGUGCCUGGCUUGCACACGACCAGUCGGUGUCUCCGCGCCUCCACAAGGCCAUCUUUUGCCCUUUGCCGGAACACACGGAAAUCUCGAUCACCCCACGCCAUCUCCUCCAUCUCCCGGGCUCGGAGCAGACGACGCUGCACGACCUGUGUCGUGGGUUCCUGGAGACUGAGGGACGGAAGGUCUUGCUGUCUCGGGAGAGAUAUCUCCUCGAGCUGGUAGGGUAUAGCUUGCAGUGGGACUCUCCCGGUUGA